This is a messenger RNA of Pyrenophora tritici-repentis Pt-1C-BFP, 660 nucleotides long. The record is from RefSeq and is a predicted model, not a curated record. Lineage: Eukaryota; Fungi; Ascomycota; Dothideomycetes; Pleosporales; Pleosporaceae.
AUGGCACCACCGGCCUCGAAGAAACGCAAAAUCACCGUCACGGCUCCGGAAAAGAUUGAUUUCGACUUUGCAGCGCGCGAAGAAUACCUGACAGGCUUCCACAAGCGCAAACUCGCGCGCAUAAAGCAUGCCCAGGAGGAGAAUGCAAAGCGCGAGAAAGAGGAGAAGUUGAAGUUCAGACGAGAGCUACGAGAACAGCGCAAAGCCGACCUAGAGCGCCACGUUGAAGAAGUAAACCGAUUAGUCAAGCAAGCAAAUGGCGACCUGGACGAAGCGGGCGAAACAUCCGACAAUGACGAUGACGAGGAGGAAGAAUUCACAGGGUUCCAGGAACCCGAGCCGAUAAACCAAGAGGACGAGUACAUUGACGAGGAUAAAUACACGACCGUUACGAUUGAAAGUGUGGGCAUAUCACGGGCAGGCUUCUCGCGGCCGGGCGAAGACGAGGACGAGGAAGCGGCGGCGAAGAGGAAGGCGGCGGAGGCGGCGGCAGAGGAGAGCAAGAAGAGGGUGUGGACAAAGGCGUGGCCGAAGAAUAGUGACAGGCUCAAGAAGAAGAAGAAGAAGUUUAGGUAUGAGACCAAAACGGAGAGAAAGGCGGAGCGCAUGAAGCAGGGUAUGAAAAAGAGGAAGCAGAAGGAGGCCAGGACGAGCAAGUAG